Molecule: messenger RNA, 3324 nt
Organism: Xyrauchen texanus (razorback sucker)
Lineage: Eukaryota; Metazoa; Chordata; Actinopteri; Cypriniformes; Catostomidae
Product: potassium/sodium hyperpolarization-activated cyclic nucleotide-gated channel 1-like
Exons: 9
Coding region: 457-3057 (866 amino acids)
Biological process (GO): transmembrane transport; potassium ion transport
Cellular component (GO): membrane
Molecular function (GO): voltage-gated potassium channel activity
Source: RefSeq, a predicted model, not a curated record
UGAUUUGGUCAUACUUCCCACCUCUGAUAGAUUUAUAAUAAAUAUGUGGCCAUAAAUAUUUUACCUUUCCAUCCCCAAAAGCUUUACAUAACCCUUAUUUGCAUCGGCAGUAUCACGUUCAAAUAGCAUUCCUUUGUCACUCUUCUCAGACUUGAAACAUAUCCAUGCAGCGCAUUAUGGAAAUGCAGCAUACGUGCACUGACUCAACUGUUCGUGACGCGCGCCGACAAUGCCACACGGACCGCAGCCCGCGCCCAAUCCCGACAGUAGAUGGCAGCAACCCAAGAAACCAUAUGCGUCUGGUUCACCGCAGCUCUGCCUCUCUCAGUUGUGCAGCAGCACUCGCACUGGAGGCAGGACGUCAAAUGAAACAGAAGAGCCGCCAGCUACUGCUCCUCUCGAGUUUUACGCGUAGCCUGUCCUCCGCACCCGGAGACAGCACGUUUUGAAACCGCCAUGGAAGACAAAUCCAACUCGUUCUCGAGCAACAAAGAGGAGAAAGCGGAUGGGAAUAAUGUGUUCCAGAGGCAAGACUCGAUCUUGAAGAACAGCAUGGGGAGCCAGAAUAUGAAGGACCACGGCAACUCAGUGGGUGUCAAGGGGGACCGGGAGGAAACCAUGGUCGGUUUUGACGAUUUAGACGCUGCGUCGAGGCAAUCUGGGUUUAUGCAGCGGCAAUUUGGAGCGAUGAUGCAGCCCGGGGUGAAUAAGUUCUCCUUGCGGAUGUUCGGGAGUCAGAAAGCUGUGGAAAAGGAGCAGGAGAGAGUCCAGACUGCUGGAUAUUGGAUCAUUCACCCUUAUAGUGAUUUUAGGUUCUACUGGGACUUGAUAAUGCUCAUCAUGAUGAUGGGUAAUCUUAUUAUCAUUCCUGUGGGAAUAACCUUCUUUUCCGAGCAAACCACCACCACCUGGCUCAUCUUCAAUGUGGCCUCAGACACAAUCUUCCUGGUGGACCUGGUCAUGAACUUCCGAACAGGGAUUGUGAAUGAGGAGAGCUCAGAAAUCAUCCUGGACCCAAAGGUCAUUAAGAUGAACUACUUGAAGAGCUGGUUCGUGGUGGACUUCCUCUCCUCCAUCCCAGUGGAUUAUAUCUUUCUAAUAGUGGAGAAAGGUUUCGAUUCUGAGGUCUAUAAGACGGCACGAGCGCUACGUAUUGUACGGUUCACCAAAAUCCUCAGCUUGCUACGUCUUCUCAGGCUUUCACGCCUCAUCAGAUACAUCCACCAGUGGGAGGAGAUCUUCCAUAUGACGUAUGAUCUGGCGAGUGCAGUGGUAAGAAUCUUUAAUCUGAUUGGCAUGAUGUUAUUGCUGUGUCACUGGGAUGGCUGUCUUCAGUUCCUUGUGCCCCUCCUACAAGACUUCCCUCCUGAUUGCUGGGUGUCACUAAAUGGCAUGGUUAACGACUCCUGGGGGAAGCAGUACUCUUACGCCCUAUUUAAGGCCAUGAGUCACAUGCUGUGCAUCGGGUAUGGAGCCAGGGCACCCGUCAGCAUGUCAGACCUUUGGAUCACAAUGCUCAGUAUGAUUGUGGGUGCCACCUGUUAUGCCAUGUUCGUGGGCCACGCCACAGCCCUCAUCCAGUCACUAGACUCAUCCCGAAGACAGUACCAGGAGAAGUACAAGCAAGUUGAACAGUACAUGUCCUUCCACAAGCUGCCAGCUGACAUGCGGCAGAAAAUCCACGAUUACUACGAGCAUCGCUACCAGGGAAAAAUCUUUGAUGAGGACAGCAUCCUUAAUGAGCUAAACGACCCGCUCAAAGAGGAAAUCGUCAACUUCAACUGUCGUAAGUUGGUGGCCACUAUGCCCCUGUUUGCAAAUGCAGAUCCUAACUUUGUGACGGGAAUGCUGAGUAAACUAAAGUUCGAGGUGUUCCAGCCCAAUGAUUACAUCAUUCGCGAGGGCACCGUGGGUAAAAAGAUGUACUUCAUUCAGCAUGGAGUGGCUAGCGUCAUUACCAAAUUCAACAAAGAGCUCAAACUCACUGAUGGAUCCUACUUUGGAGAGAUCUGCCUGUUGACAAAAGGUCGCCGUACUGCUAGUGUCCGUGCAGACACGUAUUGCCGACUUUUCUCUCUGUCUGUCGACCAUUUCAACGAAGUCUUGGAAGAAUAUCCCAUGAUGCGUCGUGCCUUCGAGACCGUGGCUAUCGACCGCUUGGAUCGCAUCGGGAAGAAGAACUCGCUCCUGCUCCAGAAAUUCCAGAAGGAUCUGAAUGCUGGCGUGUUCAACACACAAGAGAACGAGCUGCUGAAGCAGAUAAUCCGACAGGACCGGGAGAUGGUGAUGAUGGCCGCCCCAUUGAGCUAUAGCACCUCUGCAACUAUCACCCCUUCCGGCCGUGUGCCGCCCUCCCAAGGCGUCACGUUUUCGGUGGCAAGCAUAUCACAUGGGAACCUCAGCACCUCUUCCCUGAAUCCCCCUACUCCCUUGCAGCAGCCGCCUUCGGCGAUCAUGUCCCCAUGCUCUUUUACCACGUCCGUAUGCAGUCCCCCGGUUCAGACCCCUAUAGCUAGCCGAACUUUCCAGUAUGGAUCACCGACAGCUUCACAACUAUCCCUUGUACAGCAACCUAUACCCCAGCAAUCCUUGCCUGCUUCCAUAUCCCAACAACAGCAGCAACAACAGCCACAACAACCACCAGGGGCAUCCCCUCAAAGGAGUGAGGUUCACAAGAGCACACAUGCGCUCCAGUCAGGCAGCCUGAGCCGGGACAUACGCCAUCUCUCUGCCUCACAGCCUUCACUCCCUCACGAGACCUCAAUGGCUGCCCGGGCUCACCCCACAUCGGGCGAAAUGCUCACGUCCAUUCCGCCACCCAUGGGAUCCACGGCAGGUGUCCAGGCACCGGGUUCUGCACUGCAAAGCGGAAUCCGCACCAACGUUCCACAGAGGGUUGCCCUUUUCCGACAGAUGUCAUCGGGAGCGUUACCGCCAGUGCGCACGGCGCAUUCUAGUGGCCAGCACAGGGAUUCCUCUGGUUCCAGGAGAGAGUCGUCAGUCUCAAGCUGUACAGAGACGGAACAAGACAAAAUGCGAUUCGCAUCGAAUUUAUGAUUCAGUUUUACUUUUUUCCUGUUAUUUAAAAAAAAAAAAACUUUGAUUUUUAUGGAGAUACAAAAAAUGGGGGAAAAGACUCAAAAAAUAGUAUUUUUUUUCUUUCUCCAACAUCCUCUGAAAAAAAUAACCUCAUUGCUAUCCUGUACAGAAUUUCCUUGUACUAUAUUUUAGACACCCUUCAACUUAAGAAUGUAUAUUAAACAAAUAUAUAUGUGCAAAUUCAACUAGAAUAUUUGGCGUUGACCAUAUUGGAAAAACUCUAUU